UUAUUUUGUACUUCACUGGCUUCCGUUUGUGUCGUGUUGUUUAUCGCUGUCUUCGGGUUAAUGUUGUAAUAUUAUUGUGUAUUUUACAUUGGUCCGGACGGUCCAGUUGUAUUUUCCAUCGUGUUUCUGACCAUCAGGAUGAUCCCAACCGAAGACGCGUCCGCCAGAAAGCGGGAGAUUGAGGAGAAACUCAAACAGGAGCAAGAAACGCUUUCUUUUAUCCGUGAAAGCCUGGAGAAGAGUGAUCAGCUCACUAAAGGAAUGGUGUCCAUCCUGUCGUCAUUUGAGAGUCGUCUGAUGCAGCUGGAAAACUCCAUCAUCCCGGUUCACAAGCAGACGGAGAAUCUGCAGCGGCUGCAGGAGAAUGUGGAUAAAACACUGUCCAACAUGGAUCACGUCAUCAGCUACUAUCACGUGGCCAAAGACACUGACAAGAUCAUCCGGGAAGGACCUGCUGGUCGCCUGUACGAGUAUCUGGCCUGCAUUGCAAAGAUCCAGAAAGCUGUGGAGUAUUUUCAGGACAACAACCCUGACAGCCCUGAGCUUAACACCGUGAAAGCUCGCUUUGAGAAAGGGAAGGAGCUGCUGGAGGCUGAGUUUCGCAGUCUGCUAACGCGCUACAGUAAGCCAGUGCCCCCCGUCCUCAUCCUGGACGCCAUCGGAGGAGACGAGGACAUGGAGGUGCAGGAGGAGGUGACGCUGGAGCACCUGCCCGAAGCUGUCCUGCAGGACAUCAUCUGCAUCUCUGCGUGGCUGGUGGAGUACGGACGCAACCAAGACUUCAUGAACGUGUAUUUCCAGGUCCGCUCCAGUCAGCUGGAUCGCUCCAUUAAAGGCCUGAAGGAGCAUUUCCGUAAAAACAGCGCCACCUCCGCCAUCCACUCGCCCGCCGUCCAGACCAAACGCAAGGAGACACCCACCAAGAAGGCCCCCAAAAGACCAGGCACCAUUCGUAAGGCUCAGAAUCUGCUCAAACAGUACUCUCAGCAUGGCCUGGAUGGAAAAAAGGGUUCUAACCUCACCCCUCUGGAAGGUUUCGAGCAUGACCUGCGGGGGGUCAAGCACCUGUCUGAUGAAAAGCACGGGGCGACUGCAGGGAAAGAUGAUGUGCUGGACAUCGAGAUCGACUCCUACAUCCACUGCAUCAGUGCGUUUGUGAAGCUGGCUCAGAGUGAAUACGCUUUACUGACCGAGAUCAUUCCUGAACACCACCAGAAGAAAACCUUCGACUCGCUCAUUCAGGAAGCGCUGGAUAAUUUAAUGCUGGAAGGUGAUAAUAUCGUGUCUGCUGCGCGUCGAGCCAUCAUGAGACACGAUUACUCCGCCGUUCUGACCAUCUUCCCCAUCUUACGGCAUCUCAAACAGACCAAACCAGACUUCGAUGCCACACUGCAGGGAACAGCGGCGAGCACCAAAAACAAGCUGCCGGCGCUCAUCACCUCUAUGGAGACUAUUGGAGCGAAAGCACUGGAAGAGUUUGCUGACAGCAUUAAGAAUGAUCCGGAUAAAGAGUACAACAUGCCGAAAGAUGGAACUGUGCAUGAGCUGACCAGCAAUGCAAUCCUGUUUCUGCAGCAGCUGCUGGAUUUCCAGGAAACAGCAGGAGCGAUGCUGGCGUCUCAGGAGAGCAGCUCUUCAGCCAGCAGCUACAGCUCUGAGUUCAGCCGCAAACUGUUGAGCACAUACAUCUAUAAAGUCCUGGGUAAUCUGCAGCUGAAUCUGUCAAAUAAAGCUAAAGUGUAUGAAGAUCCAGCCCUGCGCGCCAUUUUCCUUCAUAACAACUACAACUACAUCCUCAAAUCCCUGGAGAAGUCAGAGUUGAUUCAGCUGGUGGCUGUGACUGUGAAGAAGGUGGAGAGUUCCUACAGAGAGCUGAUCGAGCAGGAGAUCCAGAACUACCAGCGCAGCUGGCUGAGGGUCACAGAGCAUCUCGCAGAGAGGAACAUCCCAGAUUUCCAGCCGGGAGCCAAACUGAAAGAUAAAGAACGACAGAUCAUCAAGGACAAGUUCAAGGGUUUUAAUGAUGGUCUGGAGGAGCUGUGUAAGAUCCAGAAGGGCUGGGCAGUUCCUGAUAAAGAGCAGCGCGACACCAUCAGACACGCUCAGAAGAGGGUCGUCUCACUCACUUAUAAAGCCUUCCUACAGCGAUGUGCGAACAUUUCAUUCACCAAGAAUCCAGAGAAAUAUCACCGCUACUCCCCGGAGCAGGUGGAGGACAUGAUCGACCGGCUGUUCGACACUUCAGCUUAGACACGCACACACACUCUCUCUGUCUCUCCUGCUUCACUACACACUACUCCACUGUAACGCCACUGCUCACUUCUGCUCCUGUUUUUGUAUAAAUGUAUUUAUGUAUAUGUCUAUGGGGGAUUUAACUGCGGUAAAUAAAGAAUUUCCUCCUAAAU
Molecule: messenger RNA, 2405 nt
Organism: Danio rerio (zebrafish)
Lineage: Eukaryota; Metazoa; Chordata; Actinopteri; Cypriniformes; Danionidae
Source: RefSeq, a predicted model, not a curated record